This is a messenger RNA of Emiliania huxleyi CCMP1516, 2184 nucleotides long. RefSeq lists its product as hypothetical. The transcript has 8 exons. Bases 52 to 1857 code for a protein of 601 amino acids. The record is from RefSeq and is a predicted model, not a curated record. NCBI's taxonomy places the organism in Eukaryota, Haptophyta, Isochrysidales, Noelaerhabdaceae.
UUUGGGCCGCCGGGAAACAGCCACUUUCAGCAGGAGCUGGUGAACGCGCAGAUGACGCUCCAGAUGCAGCGGCUAUCGCCGACACCGAUGAUGCACCAGCCCCUCUCGCCGUCGCCGAUGCAGCAGCGCGCCGUCUCGACGCCUCCUCGCCGCCUGCGGCCGCAAGGCGUGGCGCAAGGCGCGCUCGGCCGGCCUCCCGCCGACCCGAGAGAGUUCCCGCGAGGCGAGUACGAGUACGACGAGAUGGCCGCAGCCAGCGGCGCCAGCAGUCCCGCCGGGGGCGCCCCUGCCUCGAUGCGCGCCGGCGCCUGCCCCGCCCUGCACUCGUGCGCCAGCUCGCACAGCCCGCCUGCUGUGCCUGGGCCUGCUGUGCCGGGCUGCUCGCCUGGGCCUGGGCACGGAUGCAUGUCUCCCGUCCACAGCUGCUCUCCGGUGCACUCCCUGCAGAGCGGCUCCCCGUCGAGCGGCUCGUGCCGCGGCUCGCCGAGCCAGAUCCCUCCCAAGAAGGGGGCGCACAAGGAGCGGGUUGCUCCAGCGCGGUCUCGACUCGCCACUCAGUUACCGGCGAGCUGCCUCGCAGAGCAGGCCGAGGCCCUCCUUCGAGAGGCGGGCGGCAGCAUGCUCUUCUCCCAGUUCUGCUCAAAGCUCUACGAGGCGAGGCCGACGGCACGCAGCGAGUUGCUCGGCGCAGGCGGCCCAAAGAAGUGGGCUUCCACCCACUUCACCUACUCGGCGGGGGCGACGCCUGGCACAGACUCGCUCUCUCUCGCAGCCAGCCUCACGCUGCGAUUCGCGCGGCACAGCAACGAGCGGUGGGGGGUCCGGCUCAAGGGGCAGCCAGACACGCAGCCGCACGUCGAGGCGGUGCGUCCUCCUCGCUCUCACGGCGAGGCGCUCUGGGGCCACCACGCCGCCACCGCCGCCCUCAAGGCGGCCUCCGGGGCGGUGGCGCUGCAGCUGGUGCGCAGGGGCGGCGGCGAGGCCGCGGGGCGCGCUUGCGAGGCGGCGGGUACGCACGGCGGCAGCAGCAGCGCGCGGGCCGCAUCGCCGCCUCCGACGGCGCCGCGCGAGGGCGGAGGAGGCGGAGCGGGCGGCGGGUGGCCGGGCGGCGCCGGAGGCUGCUGCGGGGGCGCAGUCGACGCAGCGGUAGGGGUGGGGCCGGCGUUUGUGGCUGGCACAGGGCCGCUCCCGGAACGGCUGAGUGCGGUCGAGUCCUUUGCCGCGUCCCAGCUGCGAGCCCCUCUCGCCCGGACGGUGGGCGGCAUAGUGGGCCGUGUGGCGGCGCUCGAGCAGAUCCUCAUGCCGGAGGGCGAGGCGGGCGGUGGCGCAGCACCCGGGCUAGGCGAGCGCGUGGAGCGGCUCGAGAGGCUCGCGGCGCAGCGUGCAGCGUCGCGGCAGGCGGCCGCACAGCCGCAGCCUCCUCCCCACGGGUGUGCAGCCGAAGCGCCUCGCAGCCAGCCAGCGGAGCCCGUCCUUCUGCCGCCCAGCGCGUUCGGCAGCUCCGCCUUCUUCGGCGGCGUCACGCCCGCCUCUCCUCCAGCGUCGAUCCGAUCCGCUUGGAUGGAGUCGAGCGGCACGGUUGCGCCGCCGCCGCUGGCUCAGGCUCCCGCCUCGUCUCCGCCUGCUACAUCGCCGCCCGCCGCUGUGCCGCCCGCUAGCCCCGCGCCCGGCGGCGCCGCAGCGAUGCCUCUGCCGACCAAGGUCGAGGCGAUCCGCUCCGCGCUUUCGCUCCCGGCAGGCGUCGCGCUCCUCGCCACGAUUCAAGACGCCAACGCGCAGCUCGGCUUGUCGCAAGAGGGAGGGCUAGUCGCCCAAGCUGACCGGCUGCUGCAAGUGCUCUCCGACCGGCUGGUCUAGCAACGAUGGUUGGCUUUUGGCUCCUGUGGAUCUUGGAACUCUUGCGCCUUCUGCAAGACUGGGAAGCAGAACGCCACAAGAGCUCUCGUUAGAGUAGAGGCCCCUGGAUGGCCGCUUUUCGUCUGUCCGUGACCGCCCUUCCUCCCCUGCAGCAUGUGCCAGCAAUGUGGUUGAAGGCGGUUCACUUCUGUGAUUUCGGUUCGGUGAGAGAGAGUGUUUUGUCCUCUCGCCGUAUGUUGUGGGAUCUCGGUUUACGAACCGCCGUCGGUGUGUUUUCGAAGUUUCAUUUAUGGUGCGUUUAGAGAGAGAAAGCAUGUACAGCGUCAG